CUCUGCUUUCCGUCUCACUGUCAUUCAUUCAGUCAGAUCUUUUUAUCCAGCAGGAGAAAGAAAAAGUCAAGAUUAAGAAUGUUGGGUAAGAGAUCAUUAUUAGCAGCUCUGCUCGCUGUGGUGGUUGGCGUUUACCUGCUGCCUUCUCCCAUAGACCCCAAACCACACGUACUGAAGGGGCCUCCUCCGGCCCUCGAGGGCCCGCUCGCUGUCAACACCCGGCUGCAGAAGGGCCGCAGGCUGUUUACUGGGAAACUACACGGACCAGAAUCCUUCACUGCAGAUGAGCAGGGUAAUGUGUACACAGGAACAGUGGACGGGAAGCUGUGGAGGAUCGGUCCUGAUGACAGCCUCGCUCUCAUCACACACAUGGGACAGGAUUUACCAGAAUGUGGCAGCAGUACAGACUAUGAGCCUGUGUGUGGUCGUCCUCACGGUGUGCGUUUGGAUCGUCGCGGCCAGCUGAUAGUUGCUGACUCAUACUUUGGGCUGCACAGCGUCAACCCCCAAACUGGAGAAAAGACUCUGUUGCUGGCUAAUUCACAAGGCGCCGAUGGCGUUCCCUUUGCCUUCCUGAACGGGCUGGAGAUUUCUUCCCAAACUGGGAUCAUUUAUUUCACCGACUCCUCCAGCCGCUGGGGACGCAGACACGUCACACUGGAGGUGAUCGAGCUGAACAGCCUCGGCCGUCUUCUCUCCUACGAUCCAGAGACAGGGAGUGUGAAGGUCUUGCUGGACUCCCUCUACAUGCCCAACGGCAUCGUCCUGUCGCCUGAUGAACACUUCCUGCUGCUGGCGGAGACGAGCAUCGCACGCCUGCUGAGGUUUUGGCUGAAGGGCCCGAAGGCUGGCACCAAGGAGAUUGUCAUGGACAACAUGAUUGGUUACCCAGACAACAUCCGCCUAAGCGACCACGGAACAUUCCUGGUUGGCAUAACAACGACACGGUUCCGGAAGGUCACGCCUCCCUUCUUGGACAUGAUCGCCCCGUACCCGGCUGUCAAACGCUUCCUGGCCAAGGUGAUUCCUCUGAGCUGGUACAGCCUCCUGCUGCGGCGCUACGCUCUGGUCCUGGAGCUGGGACCGGACGGCGAGAUCGUGGACACGCUGCACGACCCCGAAGGCCGCCUGACGUGGGCCAUCAGCGACGUCUUCCAGCACCGAGGGAGGACCUACCUGGGCAGCACCAACCUGCCGUUCCUGCCCGUCCUGGAGGGAUCCUGGGAGAGCUGAUGAUGGACCACGGCAGGAAACUAAACGUCGGACUCUGUCGCCAACUUAUGACCUGAGAGGUGAACUGAGCAACUGUGAUCAUCUAAAGACUCUUUCAGAAAAGUUCAACUUCCAUCUGCUCAAAGUGAUGUUAUGCUGUUUGAUGGGAUAACAAUGGAUGUCCUUUUUUAGUGCAAAAGACAGAAAUGGUGAGCUCAAACCACAUUAUAUACCCAAAAUACUAGUUAAAUUAUAGAAGUUCAAAGUUUGAUCAAUGCACUGGAUGUGUGCAGACAAGCACCAGAAGAAACACUGAAUCCAUCAACCUUCUUUCCAACUGCAAUUAAACUGAAAUAUAACUUUAAUAGUCUAUUAUUCAACUGUAUCUAGUCUAAUAAUUUGUUUGCAAGUGACAUCGGAGCUUAAAUAAGCUCAAAGUGAUUUAUCUUGGUCAGUUUGGACUAAUCAAAUCUCCUGGAGCCUGGAUCUUUAAAAUCAACCAACUUUCUCUCUGAGGAAUUUUAAAUGAACGUUUGAAAUAUAGAAUUAAAAACUGUAGGAAUGUGUACUAUUAAUACCAUAGACUGAAAAAAUGACAUUUCAGUGAGACUGUUGAAUUACAAAUGGGUCGCAAACAGCUGAAACGAUAUGAUUAGUCGUUCAUUUAACACUUAAUUGUGAGGCUGCUUUUCUCUGAUUAAAUAAUUGUA
This is a messenger RNA of Perca flavescens (yellow perch), 1922 nucleotides long. RefSeq names its product adipocyte plasma membrane-associated protein. The transcript is spliced from 10 exons. Gene Ontology annotation, cellular component: endomembrane system. Gene Ontology annotation, molecular function: hydrolase activity. The coding region runs from base 79 to 1233 and encodes 384 amino acids. The record is from RefSeq and is a predicted model, not a curated record. Lineage: Eukaryota; Metazoa; Chordata; Actinopteri; Perciformes; Percidae.